UUCAGAGAGUAAAAACUACAUAAGACUACAACUACUUACUGUACUGUCAACUGUUAAAAACAGUAGUAAUUUUUUUGUGUUUUUCAUGGUGGUAUUGCAGUAUGGUUACUCUUGUUUUUAUUGGAGGCGAACAGUAAAAGAGUGUUUACUAACCUAUCGCUAGUGAACAUACUUUGGCUGACUCGUCAGCCAGUUGAUCUCGGACCAAAACAAACUCAAAGGAGGAAAAAAAGCAUUUGACUGAGGCGUCUGACUUCCACACUGCUGUUUUCCAAAUGUCGCGGCGAUUAAACAAGAGGUGCGAGGAGGAGUAAUUUAUCAUGCGGCUUGGAGACGCAGCUGGGCUUGUAGUGGUAGCCGCUAGCUAGAAUGCUAAUGUUCCGUAGCUAACGGUAACGUUAUGCCAGAUGACCCAACAGCAGUAGUAGUAGUUGGGAAUAGAAGCUGCUGCUGCUCCUAUUUUAUUUGCCUGAACUCUCACCCAGCAUUAUAAACGGGCCUGCCAUCUAGUUAGUUUUGUAGUUAGGCACCACGAAAACAGAGAAAACUAAUUUUCAGCGUUGCCUUUUACUGCCUAAAUUAAAAACUGAAGUAUGGGGAUGUGCUUACCGUGCCUUGGUGGAGCAGCGGACGACGUUGUGGUCACUCCAGAUCCUGAGACCCGGAGACAACAGUUAGCUGAAGCCGCCGAAAAGAGACAAAAAGAGACGGCGUACAGGGGUGUUAAAAAUCCAGAAGCAGUCGAAAGGAAAAGGAAAAAACAGGAAGAAGCUGAGAAACAAGCGAUGAGCACCUCUGUGUCAGGUGGUGGUGGCGGGCUGAAGUGGCAGGUGGGCUGAAAAUCCUGGUGGUAAAGUCUGAACUCGGAUGUCUAAAUAUAUAACGUAUUGCUGCAAGAUGACUUGAAAGAUGUUGGAACUGCUGUCCGUUUUUACUUUUUCUUUCGUUUUCUUUUUUUUCUUUUCUUUGCUUGUUAUGUAUCUGUGUCAUGUUAUGAGUCUACAGCUGUCAGGUGCAAAACAGUUAAGUUAUUCCACACAAAACACAGCAGAAUUUGCCAAGUUAUACAAACCAGUUUGUACCUUUGGUUGAGUCAGGGGUGACACAGUAAUGUGCAAGCAAACACAAUUAUGUGAGAUUUGUGUGAAGAUUGAUUAGAUACAGUGUUGCAGUACAGUGACUCCCAUUAGGUAACAUGGAAGAACAUCGCUAUAAUAUGCAGUUGUACAUUAAUACAGAGCUUCCUUCACUGUGUUUGGUUUUCCUAGUCAGAGUAUUCUACAUAUAUCCAUUAACAGUUGGAUAUACCUUUUUAGCAUGAACUCACUUUGUGAUGGGCUCUGUUAUUUGGCAACUCAAAGACUAGUGCAAACAGUGCAAACUUGACUAUCUUUACCCAACUCAUAAUGGGCUCCUUGCUCAUCACCGAGGCGAGUCAGUGACACAGACCACAUUGGGGUCAUUAUUUUGUGUGUUUGUAUUGGGGGG
Messenger RNA from Pundamilia nyererei, 1488 nucleotides. RefSeq names its product small VCP interacting protein (gene svip). The transcript has 4 exons. Lineage: Eukaryota; Metazoa; Chordata; Actinopteri; Cichliformes; Cichlidae. The record is from RefSeq and is a predicted model, not a curated record. Gene Ontology annotation, cellular component: endoplasmic reticulum membrane. Bases 594 to 839 code for a protein of 81 amino acids. Gene Ontology annotation, biological process: negative regulation of retrograde protein transport, ER to cytosol; negative regulation of VCP-NPL4-UFD1 AAA ATPase complex assembly; positive regulation of autophagy.